This is a messenger RNA of Purpureocillium lilacinum, 1131 nucleotides long. RefSeq lists its product as uncharacterized. The record is from RefSeq and is a predicted model, not a curated record. NCBI's taxonomy places the organism in Eukaryota, Fungi, Ascomycota, Sordariomycetes, Hypocreales, Ophiocordycipitaceae.
AUGGCACGACGCUUGCCCUGGAAAACAAAAACAGAAGACGACGCAAAUGAAAAUCCAUCGCCUAGAAAUGUUCCCAAGGCGGAGAGUCCCGCGCCGUCGGGCGGCAUCAGAACGCCAGUGAGGCUCGCGCGUCAAGUUGCUGUAUCCACGCCACGACGCGACCACACCCCGGCAUCGGCUUCGCGAAGAGAUGCAGUCCGCAGCCCGUCUACUUCGCCCCCUCCCGCGCCGCCUCAAGAACAGCUCAUGAUCCCCGGCGCCGACGCUGAUGAUCGCUAUCGUAUGGUCGAGGACGAGUUCCUCGCCGUAGCCCAACGUUUCACCACGCACCUCCACCGCGCAGAGUACAACCGGCUUAAGGCAGCCGCCCGCGCGCAGGGUGAGGCCGCCGUCCGCGAGAUGGAGCGCCCCGUCGUCGCCCCGCCGCUGACGGCCACGGCGCGCUUCCGCAGGGAGGCGUCCCGUCGCGGCGCGAGGCAGCAGCGGCUGCAGCAGCGUCAGGGCGGCACCGACGCCAAUGGCAGCGGGAGCGCGGCGGCGGUAGACUUGCCCUGGUUGGGAACCAGUCUGCAGGGCCUCAUGGAGCGGCCGCGCAGCGAGACGAGGACUAUAUCGUCCUAUGCGCCGGUGCAUUCUACGACGCGCGCCGCGGCGGGGUAUCAUGCGUCGGCCACGGCAAGCACAAACACAGGGUCCGAUGGCUUUCGGGGUGGCAGCGGCAGCAGGUCUAAGCGCAAGCGUGAGUCUUCGUCGCUCGCCGAGACAUCGUCGACGACCUCGUCCCCCACGCCAGGAGAAGCCUCGAACAAUGCUGCUCCUCGGCUCGCUGCGACUCCGCGCCACCAUUCCUCGCCGGCGACGGCCUCGAUAAGCCGCGCACCUCAUGGCUCUGUCGAUCGCACGCCCUCUCAUGGAGGCAUGGCGCGACACGCGACCCGAGACAAUGCCGCGGGAAGCAGCGGUCGAGAACGCCACCACGUUAUUGAUUUGGACGACGAUGACGAUGACCCUUUCGGUGUCAACAAACGCCGCGUGCGCCGAGAAAAGUCCAGAGAGCAGAUGAGGAAGCCGGCAGAGAAGGAAUCACCAAAGAUCAAACUAUCACCGGAUACGAUUCCGUCCUUCUUAUGA